Messenger RNA from Apis florea (little honeybee), 5357 nucleotides. It is a transcript of the gene dmpd, whose product is annotated as F-box protein dampened. The record is from RefSeq and is a predicted model, not a curated record. Gene Ontology annotation, cellular component: nucleus. Gene Ontology annotation, molecular function: transcription coactivator activity; protein binding. Gene Ontology annotation, biological process: positive regulation of DNA-templated transcription. NCBI's taxonomy places the organism in Eukaryota, Metazoa, Arthropoda, Insecta, Hymenoptera, Apidae.
GUGGUAACGGACCGUCAUCUUUACCGCUCAGAGAUGAUUCUCUACCUACACAGAUUGUGGAAUAGCCAUUAAAAUGUUAUCGGAAUAGCGCGCGUUGCGAACUAGCUUACGAGUCGACCAAUCGAGAACCGUUUGUGAGUCGGUGGGUACGUUUCCACGGAAUGUGAGCAACCGUUGAACGAAGUGACGAUACUACAUAUACACAUGUACAUUUCGUCGCCGUCGUCGUCGCGAUAGUCGUCAUCGUCGACGUCGGCGUUGAUUGUGUGCCGAUCUCGAUUGUAACGAACUGAAAGCAAGCUGAUUUGCCGAUAGAAAUAAAGCAUACAUACAAAAAAUAAAGUAAAAAAUAAAUUUCUCUCGUAACCGAACCUUAUUUGAGAACGAAACUUCGUUAGGUAGUGACAUCGUUAUCUUUUAUUCUGGUAUUUAUAGAUUCGAAAUCGAUGUAUUCAACAUAAUUUUCUGAACGUGAAAGAAACAGGUCUUGAGAUAGGAGGAAGAGAGAACGAGGUAGAAAAUCAGUUACAAACGAGAGUGAUAGGACUAGUUCAGAGGAAACGAGAAAGCUUCGAUAGUGAAACGGAGUGAGAACGAGAGCGUUAAGCAGGGUGAGUGAGGAGAAGGAAGGGAUCUCCGUCAAAAUGUCGCUGAAAACACCAACGCGGAUACAGUGAUUGCUUUUCGUCAUUUAACAGGGGGUUUUGGUAAAGUUAAUUAUUUAAUAGUACCAAAAUUAUGGUGUCAACUCGCCAAUCAAGUAGUAUGAGUGGAAGCAAUGGUGGUGGGCCAGCUGCCGAUGUUACAGAUGUGAAUUCAUCUAGAAGACAUCAAUCUGUAGCAAUGACUAGCUCUUACAAUGGAGCAUCUGUUUCGGAGCCACCACCUUAUAGUAAUUUAAAUCUUCUUGACUUACCAGUUGAAAUUCUUGAAAAAAUUUUCAGCUAUUUGGAUUAUAAUACAGUGGCCCAUUUACGUCCAGUUUGUCAUCAGAUGGAUCGUGUUUGUGGAUCAAUUUUGAAUUCUACAUUUCAAAAACUUCAAGCACAAAUGUUGAGUCGUUUUCAGGCAAUUAAAGCACAAAUGCCAAGACGUGAAUCUGCACGUCGUAACCAUCCAUUAGCUUGUGAAUCAGAUAUCAUUGAAACUCUUCAUAUGCGUCUUACUUUACUUCAGAUGAGUUUUGGCAAACAUAUUGAACGUAAACAUUGUUGUUUUUUUCCUGGAGAGAUUUUAGAUGAAGUUUAUCGUAUUUUACAUUACAUAAAAGUUACUCCAAAAUUAGCUAGACCAUACAAAGUUACAGAUGAAUUAUUUGAUUUAAGUACUAUGGCUAUGGAAUACUUUAAAGAACGCAUUGAACCAACAUUACCAGAAAUCCCUUAUUUUGGAGCUGAUUUUCUAGAUCUUGCUGGGACAUUUUCCUCUUCUAGUAAUGUGAGCAAGCCAUUUAUGUGCCUGGAUUCUACACCUUUAACUGGAACUGGUAAAUCAGGAAAUAAUAGUGGAGAAGAAGGAACUCCUCCACACUCUUCAGAUGAUCCUGGUCUUUUAGAAUCUAAUGUAUCACCUCCACAGUCAAAUAUGGUGUUACGAAAACGAAUUCGUAAAAUUAAACAAGGCAUGAAGCGAUAUAAUAGUCAGUUAACAUUAAUGCGUAGAGAUUUGAGGAGUUGCAAAGCAAAGAUAGCAGAACAACAAAAGCAGAUUAUUGAAUAUGCUACACGUCUUGAUGAAAAUGACAAGAAGAAUGAAGAGACUUCUCGUAAAUUUAGCACACUUCUACAGGUAUUUACUAAGGAAUUGAACAAGUGUAAAACAGAGCUUCAGUAUUGGCGAUCUAAAUCUCCAGCAAUACCAGUGUGUGUAGUCUGUGGUCAAUCUGUAUUAGUACCAACAGAGGAUCUGCAAGCUUUAACGAAUCAAGGCGUAUUACCGGAAACGCUUGAUGAAGGAUUAGAUUUCAUUCCUAUAGCGGAUGCACAAAGUCUUACUGAAGUGGCACCUCAAUCCACAGUUACACAACAACCUUCAUCGCCAUCACCACCACCGCCACCACAACCACCAGCACCAACAGUGGAAAUGGCACCUCCAAAGGCACCUAUGCCUUCAUUACUUUCAAAACGGAAAUCUACUACGGAAGAAGCACCGAGCGACGCUGGAAAGAAACCUCGUCGUGCUGCUAAGUCACGUCAGGUUAAACGCUCGAAGAUAUAAUUCGAUUCUGAUCAUGGUACAAAAAUAUCUGUGUAACAUCUUUACUAGGUUCUUGAAAGAAGGUUUUCUAUUUGAAAUAACUGUUUCUUUACGCCAGCGAACGAAUGAUCUUAGAAAAGUACAAAAUUCUUUCCUGAACGUCCUGCAUUUCGCGCAACGAACCUCAUUUUGAAAAAUUCUAGCCAUGGUGACCGCGCGAAGGGAAUUGACGCGAUUGAUUUUCCUAUUUUAUUACGGACGGAUUUGUCACACACGGUGGCGUCUACAAAUAUUCUAAAUGAUAGCUGAUCAUUCGUGUCGUUCGUAAAGCAACAAAAGAGCUACUUUUUUCAAACCUUUUUUAAUUAUUAUUUCCAUAAUGAUAUACAAGGAGAACGGAAGGAUUGAAUUUUGUAUAAAAUGUUUAUUUUACAACAAUAUCGUGUUAAUAGAACAAAUAAACAUCAUACAGUGAUGUUUGACUAACGAAGCAAUAAUUCACCUUCUGUAUUCCUUGUCACAAUAGAUGCACUUAUUCAUUAUUUACUUGCUAACGUGUGUAACAUUUUUUUGCCGUAAUAUUUUGCCCUAAACAUUUUAUUUUUAAUAGCUUAAUUUAAUAUCUAUUAGACAAUAUGCAAGAACAAAUACAGAAAUGCAAAAUUUAAUCGAAUGAAAAAAUAUUUUCUCUAUUCAAAUUGCGAAAAUUCUUGUUUCAUAUUUUAUAUUCUAUUGUUUAUUAUAGCUUUGAAUUAGAUAAAAAUUAUUAAAUUUGAUGAAUUAGGCAAGAAUUUCUUGCUUUGUAGAGAUUUUUAUAUAAAAUUUCGAGUGGACAUUAGACAUGGUUGUAGCAAAUUUUAUUUUGCAGUAUCAAUGAAUAAGUACCUGAGAGGACUGAGUGGGAUUAGUUCGCGCAGGUACUCCAAGUUCAUCAAUAUUCAUAUCAAUUUCUUAAUUUAUCUAAGUCUGCUCAAUUAAAGAAAGAAAAAACAAAACAAAAAAAAAAAGAAAAAGAAGAUAACAAUUUUUCUGUAAAAACGGUUUGUGCAUACCAUUCAUGUUAUGUUAUACAAAAUGAAUAGUGAAAGUCAAAGGCUUGAAAAAUUGAAUUGCUUUUGCAUAAUGAUAUGUGAUAUAUUGAUUAUUUUUUUCAGAUUAUUAAUAAAUGAAUUUGUAAUUAAAGAAAUUAAAUAAUUUAAUAGAGCAGCUCACCUAUAUGAAAUCAAAACAGUUAUAUUAAUAUAAAGUUUGUGAGCCUUAAAAAAUAGGAAGUUGGGGAGGAAAUGAAAAUAUGCUGAAAUAUCUUAAUGGAAGUUAUUUUUUUUUGACACGCCAUCCUUCGAAUGAUUUUCUUCAUGAGAUGGUGUAUAUUGCAAUAUUAAUAGCGGUAGGAAAUAAUUUAUAGGAUCAAUUAUUUAUAGGAAAAUUAUUAUUAGAUUGUUUUUAAAUAUUUUCGAAAUAUUAAUUUUUUAAUUUAUCAAUCAUAUUGAUUAAAAAAAGAAAUUACAAAUUCCGCGCCACAUUCUUACAAAAAAUAGUAAAAAAUAUAUGUAAAAAAAAUUAAUGAUUAUUUAAUCAUAAUUUAAUCAUAAUAUACAAUCAAUACAAAUUUCGUGUUCACGCAAUUCUUUUAAGAUCGGACGGAUUACCCUGCGCGAUGCUUGAUGAUCGGUCUGCGUAGAUUCAAUUAAUUAACAUUAUUUGCACCAACUCUAAUUAAUCUCAAAGAAAUGUAGUUUGAAAUAUUGUGAGUUAAUUAUCAUUCAUGAUUCUAGUAAUAAAUGUAAAGGAUACGGAGAAAGAGUGAGAGAGAGCGAAAGAUAAUAAGUAAAUAAUACUUUAUUAUUAAAUAUAUAUAUAUUAUAUAUAUGAGUGCGGUACUUGCCACGAUAUGCAUACCACACAGAGCAGUUUAGUUUAAACUUUAAUGGAACAAUAAGAUAUAAUAAUUAAUUAAUGAUGAAAUAAUUAUCGAAAUAUAUCUAAUUUUUUAUCGAUGUCAAAAAUUAAUUAGGAGAAAAAAGAAAAAAAUGAACUUAGCGAGCGGACGGAAAUAAGUACGUCAUGAGCACGCAUGUAUGUGAGAAAUUGAGCGAGAGUAAUAAAGUGCGUGCGUGAUAUAUAUAUAUAUAUAUUAAAAAUACUAAAUUCAAACUUAAUGAGAAUUUAUGAUGUGAUGCUUUAUCGAUUUAACUGCGGGAAAGUGACCUUUAUUCAAGUAAAAUACAUGUGGGGCGUUUCUGGCUACAAAACAAAUGAUUAAAAAUGAGAAAUGAAAUAAAAAUAAAAAAAAUAUGUGAAUUUUACUUAAUGUUAUGUUCAAUAGGAUUGCGGGGGCGGGCGUAAUUUAACGCCAUGUCGGAAAUUUCGAAAUGCUUGCAUUGUAUGCUUAUAUCGCGAAUAGUUCUGACGGAUUAAACAAUAAGAAACGAAAAAAAUAAAAAAAAAACAAAAAAAAAAUAAUAAAAAAAACAAUGAACGAAUGAAAAUAUGGAAAAAACUGUGUAACAAGAUUCAAUUUUACAUAAAUAUAUUUAGGCCCCUGAAUGUAACAGCAUCCUGUAUACAGUCUUCAGAAAAUUGUAUUUAUGAAUCAAUAACUAAAUGUAUUCCCACUGAAAUAUUUACACUUCCGACGAUACACAUUGCCAGUUUAUUGUCUUAAAAUAGUUUACAGUCAUCGGCUUUCCGACAUUAUCCGUCCCCGAAAAAUACAAAUGUAGCAUGUGUACUACAUAUAUGAAUCUACUAAGAAUAUACAAUCGAAAAUAUAACAAUGAAUACACAAUUAGAAGUAGAAUAAUUUCCUAAUUAGUAGUACUGUGCAUUUUAACAAUGUGAGCACAGGAAUGAUAAUUUUCAAUUUUCAUUCAUGAUGAUUAUAAAUCCGAGGACCAUGUUCGUUUGCAGUAUCUGUGUAUUAGCAAGUAAAAUGGUCUCCGGAUCAGGUACACAAUAAGCAAUUAUGAAGGAGAUACCAUACGUGUACUUUGAAAUUUAUAUAUAGGAGAAAAAAGUGCAUAGGAAUACAAUUGCCAGCGUUACGGCCCGAAACGUCGUACCGCCGAAUAAAAUAUGAAUUAUCUUAAAUGGUUUUACGUGUAUUAAAGCGAUUGUAAAUAUAUAUAUUAGAUACACCUUAUAAUAAACGUAAUUUAACA